UUUACCGCAUCGGACACUCGCCAUUUCCUCAUUAUCUUCAUCAGCAGGAUAGUGGAGCUAUUUAAUAUCACGUCAAAAUGCGUGAAUGUAUCUCGAUUCACAUCGGACAGGCCGGUGUCCAGAUCGGAAAUGCCUGCUGGGAGUUGUACUGCCUAGAGCACGGAAUCCAGCCCGACGGCCAGAUGCCUUCCGACAAGACCAUCGGCGGCGGCGACGACUCCUUCAACACGUUCUUUAGCGAGACCGGCGCCGGCAAGCACGUGCCCCGUGCCAUCUUUGUUGACCUGGAGCCCACUGUCGUUGAUGAGGUCCGCACGGGCACAUAUCGGCAACUGUUCCACCCUGAGCAGCUGAUCACCGGCAAAGAGGACGCCGCCAACAACUACGCCCGUGGUCAUUACACCAUCGGCAAGGAGAUCGUCGACCUCGUCUUAGACCGGAUCCGGAAGUUGGCGGACGCUUGUACCGGUCUGCAGGGCUUCCUGGUGUUCCAUAGCUUCGGUGGUGGCACCGGAAGUGGUUUUACCUCUCUUCUUUUGGAGCGACUGAGCGUCGACUACGGCAAGAAGUCUAAGCUAGAGUUCGCCGUGUAUCCAGCUCCUCAGGUGUCCACCGCCGUCGUGGAGCCGUACAACUCGAUCCUAACGACCCACACGACCCUGGAGCACUCCGACUGCGCGUUCAUGGUCGACAACGAGGCAAUUUACGACAUAUGUCGCCGGAACCUUGACAUUGAACGCCCAACCUAUACCAACCUAAACAGAUUGAUAGGCCAGAUUGUAAGCUCGAUUACUGCAUCCUUGCGGUUCGAUGGGGCUUUGAAUGUUGAUCUGACAGAAUUUCAAACAAAUCUUGUACCUUACCCACGAAUACACUUUCCUUUGGCGACCUAUGCGCCGGUCAUUUCCGCUGAGAAGGCCUACCACGAGCAGCUGUCUGUUGCUGAUGUGACGAACGCCUGCUUCGAACCAGCCAACCAGAUGGUAAAGUGCGAUCCCCGCCAUGGCAAAUACAUGGCAUGUUGCAUGCUAUACAGAGGUGACGUCGUACCAAAGGACGUCAACGCUGCCAUCGCAACCAUUAAGACCAAGAGGACUAUCCAGUUCGUCGACUGGUGUCCGACCGGCUUCAAGGUCGGCAUCAACUACCAGCCACCCACCGUCGUCCCCGGCGGUGACCUCGCCAAGGUGCAGCGUGCCGUGUGCAUGUUGAGCAACACGACCGCCAUCGCCGAGGCCUGGGCCCGCCUGGACCACAAAUUUGAUCUGAUGUACGCCAAGCGGGCUUUCGUCCACUGGUACGUGGGAGAGGGGAUGGAGGAGGGGGAGUUCUCCGAGGCCAGAGAGGACUUGGCGGCUCUCGAGAAGGACUACGAAGAGGUGGGCGUCGACUCUGCGGAAGGCGAGAAUGACCAGGAGGAGGAUGAAGAAGAAUAUUAGUAAUAAACAAUGAAGAUAUAUAGCAAGAGUGAACGUAUGACUUACUUUUUACUUCUUAAACUAGUUUAUGAUACUUUCUACGCACGAGUAAGCAAGGGUAACAUGACAUCCUUUUCUACGCAAAAAACAAAAAUACUUUCGUAGAAAUGUCGUGUCAUACAAAGAUACCACGGAUUUGCAAUAAACUUUAUCACACAAAACACUUUGUUCCGUUCAUGCACAGAAUUGAUUAAGUAGUAUAAAUAUAAAUGAAUAUUUCGUUCAUUUUAACAAGAAGGUCAUGAAGGCCUAAUAUUGUACCGUUCAUCUGAGUACCAUAGCUUUAAUUAAAUCGAAAAGAAAGCCGCAAAAAACCUUUAAAUUGACAUCAGUAAGAUCAACACUCUGACCUUGUUCAAUGAAAUAUGGAACAAAAUGUGGCCCAUGGAAUGGAUGAUAAACUUUGAAACAAGUGACCUUAUGACCUAGUUUUUGAUCUGACAUGAUCAGUAUUUGCACUAGACGUUGGUUUUAAUGAGACAAAUAGAACAUUAAUGCAGACAAACACUGAUGAAGAGUGAGUGAAAUGGGGCAUCUAUUGUGCUUUCAAGUUUCCCCAAUAUUUGACCUCAUGGCUUUUUACACGUUCUGAAU
Molecule: messenger RNA, 2072 nt
Organism: Mya arenaria
Lineage: Eukaryota; Metazoa; Mollusca; Bivalvia; Myida; Myidae
Product: tubulin alpha-3 chain-like
Exons: 3
Coding region: 78-1439 (453 amino acids)
Biological process (GO): microtubule cytoskeleton organization; mitotic cell cycle
Cellular component (GO): microtubule; cytoplasm
Molecular function (GO): structural constituent of cytoskeleton; GTP binding
Source: RefSeq, a predicted model, not a curated record